Messenger RNA from Lathyrus oleraceus (garden pea), 1470 nucleotides. RefSeq names its product casein kinase II subunit beta-1. Gene Ontology annotation, molecular function: protein kinase regulator activity. The transcript has 6 exons. NCBI's taxonomy places the organism in Eukaryota, Viridiplantae, Streptophyta, Magnoliopsida, Fabales, Fabaceae. Gene Ontology annotation, cellular component: protein kinase CK2 complex; cytoplasm. The record is from RefSeq and is a predicted model, not a curated record. The coding region runs from base 248 to 1117 and encodes 289 amino acids.
ACCCGAAACAAAAGCACUAAAUGUGGAAAAAUAAUAAAAAAAAUAAUAAAAUUCGUCAGGAAUAGAAUAGAAAGGAGGUGGAAUCAUUGUUCGUCUUUUGUGUGUCUGUAAAUCGAAAUUGCAAUUUCCAUUUAAAAAAACUCAAAACCCUAACUUCUUCACCAUCUUCUUCAUCUUCAUCAUCGUUAUUAUGAUAAUUGAUUGACACAGAAAGCCUAAGAAUCGAAUCGAAUACGAAAUUGUUAUUAUGUACAGAGAGCGAGGAGGCGUUGGAUCCAAAGCCGAGGUUGCUUCCGUUGAUCGGAAACGAAUCAACGACGUCCUCGAUAAACAACUCGAACGAUCCUCGCCGUCCACUUCCAGAACCAUCAACGGUAAAGAUAGGUCCUCCUCUUCCUCUCUCUUAACCGCUAAGGAUCAUAGGGACCCUCGCUCCGGUUCCGCCACUAUUCCGAAAAAUCCUAACGCUUCCGAUGAUGCAUUGGCUGCAGAGGAAUCUGAAACGGAUAGUGAAGAGUCUGAUGUUAGUGGUUCCGAUGGGGAUGACACGUCUUGGAUCUCAUGGUUUUGCAAUUUGAGAGGAAAUGAAUUUUUUUGUGAGGUUGACGAUGAUUACAUUCAAGACGAUUUCAAUCUGUGUGGUUUGAGCAGUCAAGUGCCUUAUUAUGAUUAUGCUCUUGAUUUAAUUUUGGAUGUUGAAUCCUCUCAUGGUGACAUGUUUACUGAGGAACAAAAUGAGUUAAUUGAAUCAGCAGCAGAGAUGCUUUAUGGUAUGAUUCAUGCCCGGUAUAUAUUGACCAGCAAAGGAAUGGCUGCCAUGCUGGACAAGUACAAGAACUAUGACUUUGGCAGAUGCCCAAGAGUUUAUUGCUCCGGACAACCUUGCCUUCCAGUUGGUCAGUCCGACAUUCCUAGGUCUAGCACUGUGAAGAUAUAUUGCCCAAGAUGUGAAGACAUUUACUAUCCUCGGUCCAAGUAUCAAGGCAACAUUGAUGGAGCUUAUUUUGGUACUACGUUUCCCCACCUGUUCCUGAUGACUUACGGACAACUGAAGCCCCAGAAACCAUCACAGAACUAUGUUCCGAGAGUUUUUGGAUUCAAACUGCACAAGCCAUGAAGCUGAAGGUUUAAGAACGUGUUGUAAAGAACAUUGAAGACUUUGUGCAAAUUCUAUGUUUCAAUUUUGGCUUCAAACUUCAACAAGCUUCAAGUUCAACGAGCAAGUGGUUAGGUACUUCAGUGCACUCUUAAUUGGUUAUAGCAAAUUGUAUUCUUGCUCUCAGUCGCACUUAAUCUUGUUUAUGAUUAUCUCAGAUAACAGAUGGCCUGCUAUUUUAUAUUGUUUUAUUCCAUUUCCUCCCCCCCUGCAUUAACAGUAGCGUUUAAAUUUGAAUUUGUGGAUUGGACAUUGUUUGGUUCACACAUUUUAGUCUGAUUUUAUAAUUCAAGUGCUAUACUGUUGUCUGUCCA